UCCCUUUGGCCGGCCGCAGGUUGGUGGCAGGAGGAGGGGACCGCUGCGGGCGCGGGGAGGGGGUGCCGCACCGCCGGGGCCAUGGCGGAGCCGGGAAGCCGCGAGCCCGACACCCGGGCCUGUAGCCCAAGUGUCACCGCCAUGGCCCCACCGCAGCUCUUCCGCGCAUUCGUGUCGGCGCAAUGGGUGGCCGAGGCGCUGCGGGCUCCGCGCGCGGGACAGCCCUUGCAGCUGCUGGACGCCUCCUGGUACCUGCCCAAGCUGGGCCGUGACGCACGCCACGAGUUCGAGGAGCGCCACAUCCCAGGCGCUGCCUUCUUCGACAUCGACCAGUGCAGCGACCGCACGUCACCCUACGACCACAUGCUGCCAGGCACCGAACACUUCGCCGAAUACGCGGGCCGCUUGGGCGUGGGCGCAACCACGCACGUGGUGAUCUACGACGCCAGCGACCAGGGCCUCUACUCUGCCCCGCGCGUCUGGUGGAUGUUCCGCGCCUUCGGCCACUCAGCUGUGUCGCUGCUCGACGGCGGCCUCCGCCAAUGGCUGCGCCAGGGCCUCCCGCUCAGCUCAGGCAAGAGCCACCCUGCACCCGCUGAGUUCCGCGCUAAGCUCGACCCCACCUUCGUCAAGACUUACGAGGACAUCAAGGAGAACCUGGAAUCCCGGCGCUUCCAGGUGGUGGACGCCCGCGCCGCUGGCAGGUUCCGCGGCAUCGAUCCGGAGCCCCGAGACGGCAUCGAACCUGGCCACAUUCCCGGCACCAUAAACAUCCCCUUCACAGACUUCCUGACUGAGGAGGGCCUGGAGAAGAGCCCUGAAGAGAUCCGUCGCCUGUUCCAGGAGAAGAAAGUGGACCUGUCCCAGCCACUGGUGGCCACAUGUGGCUCUGGUGUCACAGCCUGCCAUGUGGCCCUGGGGGCCUACCUCUGUGGCAAGCCCGAUGUGCCCAUCUAUGAUGGCUCCUGGGUAGAGUGGUACAUGCGGGCCCAGCCUGAGGAGGUCAUUUCUGAGGGCCGGGGGAAGACCCACUGAGGCUGGGCAGGACACAGGCCUGGUUGUUCUGACUCUGCUUUAACCAACAGAGUGUUUCUUUAUCCAACUCAAGUGCCAUUUGGGGUGACCUCCCAGAGGCCAGGAAUUCCGUUGACUUGUGGGCUACCAGUGGAGCUGGGAGAGAAGGCAGAGGGCAGACACCAUGGGGGAGGUCAGAAGUCCCCACCACCCCACACGGUGCUCAGCCGAAGCCCUGCCUCCUUUCUCUUUGGAGGAAAUAAAAGAGCCAAGUACUAAAUCCUUGUAGCUGUGGGGCCGCCUCAGUUUUCCUAAGGACCAGGGAUUCCAGCCUGCCCAGCCCUGGUUGCUCUGGGGAGCCCAGGGGUCUUGGAGACCCUGUCUCUGCCUUUUAAACAAUGCUAGGGGCUCAGAGGCCCCCCUUCCUGUGAUUGGAAUGGCCCCUAGCCAAUGAUUCCCCCUGAGGGUGUCUCCCUUCUGGCUUCUGGGUUAUAUUUAAGGUGAAUUUUGCUAUGACAUGUCUGGGGUCCCACUAAAGCAUCCUCUACCAGGUACAUCUCAUCUCAAGAGAGAGAUAGGUCCAGAGCUUAACAGGAGGCCAUCCUAGCCCAGCUAGGAUGCUGUGGGGGAAGGGCUCAGUUUGGCUGAACUGAAGGAGAAUCUGGUUCUAACUCUAGGAAUUCACACUGGGGGAACAGUCUCUGGAUCUUCCCAAGGUGGGUGCCCGAGGGAGUCUGGUUCUUUCCGUUUAGGGAGGACAUCUUCCCACUUCCCAAGGGUGGGGCUGCAUCCUUCUCCCUUGGGAUUUAUCCUUUGUGAGGAGGGGGACUUAGGUGCCUCAGGAGGACCCAGAUCCCCCCUCAGGAGCCUCCUCAUCUUUCUAGACCCCAGACACCGUCUCAGCAGCAGAGGGGCAGUGUCCUAUCGGUUGGUCCUAGAAGUGACCUUAUCUGGUAACUCUUUUGGUAACAAAGCCAGAAAGGGGCAGUGACUACCAUCAUACACACUGAGUUUAGGACAGCCCCAGGUCCAGGUUUCCUGACUCUGAAGUUACUCCUUCCACCUGACCUUGUGCCCCACCAACUUCCCUCUGAUGCUGAGUCAUUUCCCAAGCCCACCCGGUGGAGGGGGCUGUGGGAAGCAACAGCACAGUAUCUUGAUUUUACAAAUAAGAGCUCUAAAGUGAGUCCCAA
This is a messenger RNA of Otolemur garnettii (small-eared galago), 2207 nucleotides long. It is a transcript of the gene MPST, whose product is annotated as mercaptopyruvate sulfurtransferase. Gene Ontology annotation, molecular function: thiosulfate-cyanide sulfurtransferase activity. The transcript is spliced from 3 exons. The record is from RefSeq and is a predicted model, not a curated record. Gene Ontology annotation, biological process: transsulfuration. NCBI's taxonomy places the organism in Eukaryota, Metazoa, Chordata, Mammalia, Primates, Galagidae. Gene Ontology annotation, cellular component: mitochondrion. Bases 82 to 1035 code for a protein of 317 amino acids.